Alosa sapidissima (American shad) is the source of this 2049-nucleotide messenger RNA. RefSeq lists its product as uncharacterized. NCBI's taxonomy places the organism in Eukaryota, Metazoa, Chordata, Actinopteri, Clupeiformes, Clupeidae. Gene Ontology annotation, molecular function: DNA binding. The coding region runs from base 470 to 1306 and encodes 278 amino acids. The record is from RefSeq and is a predicted model, not a curated record. The transcript is spliced from 7 exons.
GAUGGUAGUCUAAUGUAUGGCUACAUAAAUUACUCCAAUAUAUUCUUAAAUUAAUGAAUGAAUAAAUAAAUUUGUCACUUUGACCAUUAGUUACCAGUCUACCCCAAACUGUGAUAACAGUCAAGGGAUUCUGAAAAUUGUUGCCUGUAAAGAUAAACCCAAAGUAGGCUAAGUAGGCAUACAAACCUUUUUUUCCAUCGUGAUAAGGUGCGACGAGGAAUAUUUUCUUUCAGCCAUUCAUUUUUUUCGCAGUGUUUUCUUUAACAUAAUUAAAAACACAGUGAAUAAUGCGAUUCAGGAUACUAGCGACGCUGCGCGCUCAAUCAUGCUCCCCGCCUCUCGCGAAACACCGUGAGAUCUCCAUCUUCCAAUGAGACAGCUGCGACGUUCGAAUCGAAACAGAAGUUGUGGAGUCAGGAGAGGCCGGAGAGGCAGCAAGGAGUGAGCGAGAACGUACAUCACUUUUAUAAUGGAAGAAACAAUAGUGGCAGAAACACCAGCCAGGAAGUUUGCUGUGGUACAGUGGUCAGAAGGAGAUGACAAGGGCAAGUUAAGUGAUGUCAAAACUGAUGCCAUCAUUGGCUAUGAUGACACAAAAAUGGGCUCUGAUGGGCUUCCUUUAAGCCUGUAUCUGGCUUCAGUUGAGUGGCGACGUGGGAAGAGGCCACAAGGAGGUUAUCCUCAUUAUGCAGCUAAUGUGAAGUUUGUGACUGGUUCUCGUUAUGAGGCCACACGAAAAUUGAAUGAGCUAACAAAAAGCAAUAAGCCAGCCCCACAAACAAAGAGGAUCUCUGUGCCCCCCAAGAAGUAUGGGGAAGAAUCAGAUGACACAGACACGGAAGUUCCUCAACAAACAGAUACGCCCACCUCCAGCCCCUCAUCUACUGUUUCAACACAGUCUAGUUCACCUUCAGCCAGCUCCCAGUCAUCAAAGAUGGCAAUUGAUGCUGGGAGUGGAGACAUGGAUACAACUAGUUCUUCACCAUCAAAGGUUGAGAUCUUCAAAGGCAGUGGUGUCAUGGUGGAUAAGCUUGCAUGGGCUUACGCAGUUAAGGCAAAUUCAUGUACAACAUUUGUAAGACAACUGCUUACAGCUGUAUUCCCCCCUGAAGUGCUUCUAGUCAGUAAUCUUCGGGGAACCAACAAGGGGAAGGGAGAGGCUCGUCUCCCCCUUGAGAAGACCAAAGUUGAUGCCAUCUACAAUGCAACUCUGGAGAGAUGGCCGGGUACCCCUCUGUCCCUGAUAGGGAGCAGCAUCAAUGGGAAGAUAACAGAGAUGCGGAAUAAAGUUAAGCAACAGAAAUGAGAACAUUGAAAUGUACGUUUUGUUCUUAAUAACACAGUUCAGUUCAUAAAUAUUACGUACAGUUAUGGACAGUAUGAAUGAGUUCAUUAUACCACUUAAAAUGGCACUUUAUCUCCUAAAUUGUGGGAAUGGCAGAAAGCUGCAAUGUCUGCCACUGAUGUUGAAAAUAAGUUUUUUUUCAUAACGACAUGCCUAACCAUCAUGUUUUUGAUAGGAUCAGUAAUAGUAGAUACAGUUAGUAGAAGUGCAAGGGAACUAUUUGUCAGUAGAGGUUUCAAAUAAAUUUGGUUAAAAUCCCUGUGUGUAUUGCUCUUUAAUCACACAAUGAUACUCAUACAAAGCAUAUAUUGUACAUAUAUGCAACACAUAUAGGAAACAUCAAUUUGUAAAUAUGUAUUACUCGUAUAUAAUUUCCUUUUAGAUAUCAAAAUCUUAUCAAAACCAUAUAAAAACUUCAUAGUUUCUAUAUACAUUUUAUCUGUCUUACAUUCACAAAUCUAACAGUAAUGGUGGUUUAUCAUAUAGGAACAACACAAUAUUACUCAUGAAAAACAUAUACUUCACAUAUAAGAAGCAUGUAUUAUAUGUCAGACAAACAUAUACAAAAAUUAGUGUGUACAUGUGUAUAACAUAUAUACUUUUUCUUUCUAAUAUCAAAAUCUUAUCAAAACCAUAUGAAGACUGCGUUGUUUUUAUAUACAUUGCAUGUGUGUUACAUGCACAAAUCUGGUUGUAAUGGUGUU